GCAGCGCGGCUACCAUGGCGGCGGCGUUUGAAGCCCCGGCGGUCUUAACAACCGUGGAGUCCGCCAUGGCCGCCGAGUCCGUGGCUCCGCAGGCCUCAGCUCCCGAGCGCACCCCCGGGUCCGUGCGGAGUCUGCGGACGGCUCACGACCUCGGCGGACCGCGGACGCGAACCGGGGACGUGCUGCUGGCGGAGCCGGCCGACUUCGAGUCGCUGCUGCUGUCUCGGCCGGUGCUGGAGGGGCUGCGGGCGGCCGGCUUCGAGAGGCCCUCGCCGGUGCAGCUCAAGGCCAUCCCGCUGGGCCGCUGCGGACUCGAUCUAAUUGUCCAAGCUAAGUCUGGCACCGGGAAAACCUGUGUAUUCUCCACCAUCGCCCUGGAUUCUAUCGUCCUUGAAAACUAUAGUACUCAGAUUUUAAUCUUGGCUCCUACAAGAGAAAUUGCAGUUCAGAUACAUUCUGUUAUCACAGCCAUUGGAAUAAAAAUGGAAGGCUUGGAGUGUCAUGUCUUUAUUGGAGGGACUCCAUUAUCACAAGACAAAACCAGACUUAAAAAGUGUCAUAUUGCUGUUGGAUCUCCUGGCAGAAUUAAACAACUCAUAGAACUUGACUACCUGAAUCCAGGCAGUAUACGGCUCUUUAUUCUUGAUGAAGCAGAUAAGCUUUUAGAAGAAGGCAGCUUCCAGGAGCAAAUAAAUUGGAUUUAUUCUUCCUUGCCUGCCAGUAAACAGAUGCUGGCAGUAUCAGCUACUUACCCUGAAUUUUUGGCUAAUGCUUUAGCAAGGUAUAUGAGAGAUCCCACUUUUGUAAGGUUGAAUGCCAGUGAUCCAAGUCUCAUAGGUUUGAAGCAGUAUUACAAAGUGGUCAACUCAUAUCCUUUGGCCCAUAAGAUUUUUGAGGAAAAGGCUCAGCAUUUACAAGAACUUUUUAGCAGAAUCCCAUUUAACCAAGCGUUAGUGUUUUCUAAUCUGCACAGCAGAGCACAACAUUUGGCUGACAUCCUUUCAUCUAAAGGUUUUCCUGCUGAGUGCAUUUCAGGCAACAUGAAUCAGAGUCAGCGUCUUGAUGCUAUGGCUAAACUGAAGCAGUUUCAUUGCAGAGUCCUCAUUUCUACAGAUUUGACUUCCCGUGGGAUUGAUGCUGAGAAGGUGAAUCUGGUUGUAAAUCUGGAUGUACCUUUGGACUGGGAGACAUACAUGCAUCGCAUUGGCAGAGCUGGCCGUUUUGGUACAUUGGGACUGACAGUGACCUACUGUUGCAGGGGAGAAGAAGAAAAUAUGAUGAUGAAAAUUGCCCAGAAAUGUAAUAUCAACCUCCUCCCUUUACCAGAUCCUAUUCCGUCUGAUCUGAUGGAAGAAUGUUUGGAUUGGGAUGUAGAGGUUAAAGCUGCUAUACAUACGUAUGACUUACCAAGCAUAUCUACCCAACCCCUCAAAAAACAAACUCAAAAACUAGAUCGAACCUCACAGACCCAGAAAACCCAUGGUCAACAAAUGGCUUCCUCUAGAAAUCCUUCUGUAUCUGCACUACCAGUCAAAUCAAAAAGUGGUAGCAAACAGAAGCUUCCUGUGAAAAGCCACUCAGAGUGUGGAGUCAGAGAAAAAGCAGUGUCACCAAAAGAACUGAGGUGUGCCAUACCAUUGGAAGAACAAGUGAAGACUCCUGUUCAAAGCCCUGUUGAGGACUCUACCAGCAGCCAGCACCAGGUCAAAGAAGCAGAACCUGGCUCCCUCCCUAAAAUCCCUUGUCUGUCUUCCUUCAAAGUCCAUCGGCCAUGCACUUUGACUUUUGCACAACUGGUAGAGGAUUAUGAACACUACAUUAAAGAAGGAUUGGAGAAGCCUGUGGAAAUUAUCAGGCACUACACAGGUCCUGAGGAUCAGGCAGUGAACCCUCAAAAUGGCUUUGUGAGAAAUAGAGUUUCUGAAGACAGAGUACAGAUACUGGCAAGCAGCAGCCAGUCUGGAAACUCUGAAAGUGACAGUGAUUCUUACAGCUCGAGGACUUCUUCCCAGGACAAAGGUAAUAAGUCUUACUUGGAAGGUUCUUCUGUUACUCAGUUGAGAAAUUCUGAAUGCACUCCUGUGGAUGGACAUACUUCUUUGGAACAACCUCCAAAUAGAAAUGUCACCUCUACUCCAGCGGAACAUCAAGAAUCCCCUGAAAUCCAGGUAAAAGCAAGGCAUAAAGAGGGAUAUAACCAAAGAUCUAAGCAGAGCCGGCGAAACGUACCAAGGCGCUCUUCCUAUCGAUUACACGCAGAACCCCAUGAAGACGGUUGGCAUGACUGUCACAGGGAACCAAACCCAAGUUUUUCUGAUACCUGCCAGGAUUAUGAGGAGUACUGGAGAGCUUAUUACCGGGCAUGGCAAGAGUACUAUGCUGCCGCCUCUCAGUCGUACUACUGGAAUGCUCAGAGGCAUCCGAACUGGAUGGCUGCUUAUCAUAUGAAUACAGUUUAUCUACAAGAACUGAUGCGGGGUAACCAGUGAGACCGCCAGAACUUUGAACAGCCGGGUAUGCAUUCUCUAUCACCUAGUCUCCAUCACCUACAGUGGCAUUUUUUGAGGUACUUGAAAAGAUUUGAGGCUUUCUAUUGGGACAACUAUUUUUCAGAUUAUUUUGACUUGGUCCAGGUAUAUUACCUUUGUCUUUGAAAAGAAAUCACAUCAAAUUUGGAAAAUAAUUUUGGAGACAGAGCUAAAGAUCCCUAAGUGUUACUUUCAGUAAUCUGUUCCCAAAAGAAACCUUUUAAAAGAUGACACAUGUACUAUUACUUACUUAAAAAAAAAAUAAAGUACAGUUAUGACUUAAAAGAAUAA
Messenger RNA from Jaculus jaculus (lesser Egyptian jerboa), 2819 nucleotides. RefSeq names its product DEAD-box helicase 20 (gene Ddx20). The record is from RefSeq and is a predicted model, not a curated record. Gene Ontology annotation, molecular function: RNA binding; ATP binding; RNA helicase activity. Bases 15 to 2489 code for a protein of 824 amino acids. Gene Ontology annotation, cellular component: SMN complex. Lineage: Eukaryota; Metazoa; Chordata; Mammalia; Rodentia; Dipodidae. Gene Ontology annotation, biological process: spliceosomal snRNP assembly. The transcript has 11 exons.